Cryptococcus wingfieldii CBS 7118 is the source of this 2001-nucleotide messenger RNA. RefSeq lists its product as hypothetical. The record is from RefSeq and is a predicted model, not a curated record. The coding region runs from base 1 to 2001 and encodes 666 amino acids. NCBI's taxonomy places the organism in Eukaryota, Fungi, Basidiomycota, Tremellomycetes, Tremellales, Cryptococcaceae. The transcript has 4 exons. Gene Ontology annotation, molecular function: nucleic acid binding; zinc ion binding.
AUGUCUGGCUACGUCCCAACGGCUUUCAAGCCUAUGCGCUCCCUCGUGGCCAACGUCCAAUUCUCCCCUUCCCCUCCGCCCGAAGACCAACCCAACCCCCCAGAGUCCAACGAUGACACCUACCUGGCAGACGGAAACAUCAUCCUCGACGACCACCCCAUGUCUGAAGCUCCCAAAAGAGCAGACGGGCAUCAUGCCAACUCUCCGGGGGUGUUUCACCCUUCGAUGGUACCGACUGUUGUUACGACGGGAGAUGGGCUUCAUGUGGAGCUGAUACCAAAGGGAGAGCAGGCGGACAAGGAAAAGAAGAAGGAUAAUAAGGAGGAUUUGAUGUUGCCAAGCCAUGUAUUGUUGGAGACGCACCUCUUGAGCGAGGAGGGGCAAGCGGAAGGGGAGGGCGAUAGGACGGUGGUGGAGGAUGAAGACUUUUUGGCUGGUCUGCAUUUCGUGGAUGAUGACCUCACAAGGGGAUCAAAGCGAUAUUUCGACCCAGAGCCUGAAGAGACGCAAGACGAUGAAGCCGCCUUCCUGGCCGCUGCCGACUCUCGAAAAGUGUGUCAGAAUUGCAAAAAGCCGGGUCAUCGCUCUGUCGACUGCCCCCAUGUCAUUUGUACGACUUGCGGCGCUGUGGACGAACAUGAGAGAAGGGACUGUCCUCUCAGUAAAGUCUGUUAUGGGUGUGGGCAAAGAGGCCAUCACAAGUCUGAAUGUCCCGAUCCUGCUACUCGCAACAAGAGAUGGACUGCUUGUGAACGCUGUGGUGGUUCGAGUCAUACCGAUACGGCAAGUCGCAACUCUAUCCAUCGAAUGUAUACUGACCAGAUACAGAACUGUCCCACGAUCUGGCGGGUCUACACAUAUAUUCGCGACGACGAACGCAAAUCCGUGAUCAAAGAGAAGGAAAAGGCAGAGGGAUGGGCAAAGGAAGCUAUGGGCGGUGGACCCUAUGAAGCAUGGUGCUACAACUGCGCUCGAGAAGGCCACUUUGGCGAUGACUGCCCCCAACGACGAGGCUCGCUCGUACGCCUAACCGCCCCCUCUGCAUUCUCAUACGAAAUGUCCUCCCGCGGGCCCUUUCACGAAGCCCCCCCCAAAGCCAAAAACCUACCCAAAGCAACCCACUCGAGGUUCACCGACGACGACGUCCCUUACAACUCUGCGUACGACUCUUACGGUGCUGACGCUGGUCGCCGUGGGCGGGAAAAGGCCAAGCAAAAGAUGAUAUCUCGAGGCGGGAGAGAUGACGAGGACGAGGACGAUUGGUUUGGCGGGAACCGGGAGAGAGACAGGCGGGGUGGACAAGGGACACCGCAGACCCGUGGCCGAGGACAAGCGGGUACACCACAGAACCGCGGCGGACCAGCAGGCCGCGAUGGUAGAAGGCCGUGGGACUCUGAGCUGCGCGGACGAGAAUGGGACCAAGACCGAGCGAAACGGGAUCACGCAUCGCGGAACGACAGAGACGACUAUGAUCACUUUGAGCGACGUGGCGGGCAACCUCCGCGGCGGCCAUCGCGUUCACCGCCGGCGCGUAAACGUGGGGGACAGUCAUCGAGGGAUUUGCCGCCCAGCUCGGCACCGCCCAAGGCGAAUUACAGGCCGAGACUUGAUGAUCGAGGAUACGCCGACUCGCCUUCUGUCCGGGGAGGUGGACGAGGCGCUGAAGCAGGCGCUGGGUCGAGAGCAUUGCUGGCGCGCGCCAUGGGUCCUCAAAGUGGAGGAGCUUCUCCCCGUUCUCGUGACCUGGGGGCUUCGCCUAAACCGUCUUUAAAGAGUCGCAUAGGUCCUGCUUCUGGGGGUGGAAAGCGCGGGAGGGACGACGAGCGUGAUUGGGAAGGCGAGUGGAGAAGAGGAGGCGGACAAGGUGGGAAUGUGGCAGACUGGGGACGGCAGAUGGAUAGGGAUGCGCGUGAUAGUCGUGAUGGCCGUGGAAUGUCGAUUCGGGGGAGCGGGGCAAAGGAUCAAAAGUCUAGUGGGCAAAAGUAUCACGGGGGUUACUAG